GAAAGGCGGCCGCGCUGAAGAGGGCCAAGAUGGCGGCGGCGGCGGCUUCGCUUCGCGGGGCGGUCCUGGGCCCGCGAGGCGCGGGGAUCCCGGGCGCGCGGACCCGGGGGUUGCUGUGCUGUGCGCGGCCCGGGCAGCUCCCGCUGCGGACGCCUCAGGCAGUCUCCUUGUCGUCAAAGCCCGGCCUGUCCCGGGGCCGGAAGGUGAUGCUGUCAGCGCUAGGCAUGUUGGCGGCAGGGGGUGCCGGGCUGGCCGUGGCUCUGCAUUCUGCCGUGAGUGCCAGUGACCUGGAGCUGCACCCUCCCAGCUAUCCCUGGUCUCACCGUGGCCUCCUCUCCUCUCUGGAUCACACCAGCAUCCGGAGGGGCUUCCAGGUAUAUAAGCAGGUGUGCUCCUCCUGCCACAGCAUGGACUACCUGGCUUACCGCCACCUGGUGGGCGUAUGCUACACGGAGGAUGAAGCCAAGGCGCUGGCUGAGGAGGUGGAGGUGCAGGAUGGCCCCAACGAGGACGGGGAGAUGUUCACGCGGCCAGGGAAGCUGUCCGACUACUUCCCAAAACCAUACCCCAACCCUGAGGCUGCUCGUGCUGCCAACAGCGGGGCUCUGCCCCCCGACCUCAGCUACAUCGUGCGAGCUAGGCACGGCGGUGAGGACUACAUUUUCUCUCUGCUCACUGGCUACUGUGAGCCACCCACUGGGGUGUCGCUGCGAGAAGGCCUUUACUUCAACCCCUUCUUCCCUGGCCAGGCCAUUGCCAUGGCGCCCCCCAUCUACAAUGAAGUUUUAGAGUUUGACGAUGGUACUCCAGCCACCAUGUCCCAGGUGGCUAAGGAUGUCUGCACCUUUCUGCGCUGGGCAGCUGAGCCAGAGCAUGACCAUCGCAAACGCAUGGGACUCAAGAUGUUGAUGGUGAUGGGUUUGCUGUUCCCUCUUAUCUAUGCCAUGAAGCGGCACAAGUGGUCAGUUCUGAAGAGCCGGAAGCUGGCCUAUCGGCCGCCCAAGUGACCCUGCCCACCAUCUGCCCGCCAUCCAGCCUGAACAGGCCCUCGCGCCCAGGAGCCCCUGGUCAGACCUCAGGCCUGUGCGGCCAAGCCUUUCUUCCUCUGGGACAAGAGGGAAGGGGACAGGAGACCCGGGUGUAGCUCCAGAUUCUCCUUCAGCCCCCCAUCAUGGGAAUAAAUUAAGUUUCUCAACAUACA
Messenger RNA from Choloepus didactylus (southern two-toed sloth), 1201 nucleotides. Its product is annotated as cytochrome c1, heme protein, mitochondrial. The coding region runs from base 30 to 1007 and encodes 325 amino acids. NCBI's taxonomy places the organism in Eukaryota, Metazoa, Chordata, Mammalia, Pilosa, Megalonychidae. The transcript is spliced from 7 exons. Gene Ontology annotation, biological process: mitochondrial electron transport, ubiquinol to cytochrome c. Gene Ontology annotation, molecular function: electron transfer activity; heme binding. The record is from RefSeq and is a predicted model, not a curated record.